GAAGUGCUCGUUGUGUACCGAGUUAGUUUCCGUUUUGAAGUUCACAGUUAAUUGGAUAUUGGUUAAUUUGGAGGAAUGAAUUCAAGAUGAAUUCAUUACCAAUACUGCAAUCAGUGGACCAAAAUUUAUCGUGCAAGGCAGCAGGAAUAAGUAAAAUGGAAAACACUAAACCAAAUGAUAAGAAACUGGCACAAUCAAAGUUCGCAUUCAAACAUAACGGGCCAAAAAAAGUGUUUCACUGCACGAUGCAGAGUGUUUUGCAAUCCGAAGAUUGCUGGAUCGCUGAGGAAGUUCUAGAAGAAUCAAACGAGAAAAGCAAUCUGGAACUCGAAGAUAUUUACGAUGAGGUGUUUCGCUUAAAGCGGCGCGUAAAUCGACUCAAUUACCAACUAGGUACCAAUAUACCGGAAUGCCCAAAAAUAGAUCCCUGCCUGGAUGAUCAUAUAUUUUUGACAAAUGUAAAGGAAGUUCAUCCCGAAAUUCUUCAGCUGAAGUUUGCAAGCCAUAAACUACAGCACCAACUGACUCAGAUGCAAUCCGUCCGAAGAUCAUCCAAUCUGGCCAAAAAACUGGUACGGGAUGAAUACUGCAGAAGCAAGAAAUUAGGGGAUCAGUUGCAGAUUGAAAUUCAAAAACUAGACUCCUUUAAGCUCAAAUUCGAAAAACAUCAAGGACUAUGUCUUCAACGGUUUAGGUUCUUGGACCAAGAUAAGUAUACUGGCAGGGAGUUCUAUGAAUUUAUAGAAAAAAGUAAUGAGAUGAUAACAACUCAACUUAAAAAGCAGAUGUUAAAGAGUGAAUACAAACCUUUUCGGAAGGAAGCCGCUAGGGUGACAAUCUCUUUAAAAACAGCCGCGGAAAAUUUGCAAGAUUAUCUUUCAAGCGUGAUAAAUAACAAAAAAUGUGAAAUCUUCCAGAACGUGAAAAAUUCCUGUGUAUCCAUUCGUUCAGACCUUUAAUACUUUUAUAUUUUUUCGAACUCCGAUUCGGCUUACUUCAAGGCGGCACCACGAGCCGCCCAAGCUCUUGUAUCACCGGCACACAGACCUACUUAGCUCGUCCACAAUAAACCCACAAAGCCCUCUUUAAAUUGUUCAAUUUGUCAGGAUCCACGGGCCGGCCCUCCAUAUGCGAAUUCCUUGAUUAUGUUGGUCAUCGGAGGAGUCGCAUCCACGGGACGGCAUCUGCCACAAAUGGUGGUACCCUAAUGUACAUUUGACUAGGAAGAGCAUGUAUUUUCUUACAUGCGAUGUGUUUCGGCAUCCUGUAGGCCAAAAAAGAAAAAUAAUAUAAAAAUGUUAUAAUUUCUAUAUGUAUAUACAUAUAUGUAUAUAUAUUUUGUACGCAACUGAUAUAUGUAAGAAAUUGUAUCUAUUACGUUUUAAAUAUAUUUACAUU
This is a messenger RNA of Drosophila melanogaster (fruit fly), 1398 nucleotides long. RefSeq lists its product as uncharacterized. Lineage: Eukaryota; Metazoa; Arthropoda; Insecta; Diptera; Drosophilidae. The record is from RefSeq and is marked reviewed. The transcript has a single exon. Bases 87 to 959 code for a protein of 290 amino acids.